Molecule: messenger RNA, 2654 nt
Organism: Colossoma macropomum (tambaqui)
Lineage: Eukaryota; Metazoa; Chordata; Actinopteri; Characiformes; Serrasalmidae
Product: protocadherin beta-15-like
Exons: 1
Coding region: 99-2654 (851 amino acids)
Biological process (GO): homophilic cell-cell adhesion
Cellular component (GO): plasma membrane
Molecular function (GO): calcium ion binding
Source: RefSeq, a predicted model, not a curated record
UCGAACAGAGGGAGACAAUAAGCACGGAAGACACAUCGAUGUAAUAAAACGACAGCUGUAGUUAUAUAAUGUUAACAUGCGUAAUAUAAAAUGGAUGGAUGCGUUUGAUAAAUGAAGACAAUUACGACAUACUGCAAGUAAAAUUGGAUUUAACGGCAUCGCUCACGAUGACUGGCGGGGGACAAAGGAGCAAAUGUGACUACCGUUGGAUUAUUCUGUGUUUCUUUUUGCUUCAUCGUUUAGAAGACGAGGUUUCGGCUCAGAUAAGGUACUCUAUUCCAGAGGAGCGGAAAGAAGGACACAUUGUUGGUAACAUUGCGAAGGAUUUGGGGCUUGAUAUCAGUACUCUAGUGGAUAGACGGUUUCGUAUUGUUUCUGGAUCUAAGGAUGCGCUUUUCCAGGUAAAUCAGAACAGCGGCGUUUUGUAUGUGCACAAGAGAAUAGACAGAGAGGAAAUAUGUGAUGGGAAUACUGUUUGCAUUUUGAAUCUUAAAAUAGCAGUUGAAGAUCCUCUAGAGAUCCACUAUGUAGGGAUAGAGAUUACAGACAUAAAUGAUCACUCACCUACCUUUCCUGAGAAAGAGAAAAUACUCGAAAUAGCAGAAAAUAGGCUCACAGGAGCCCGUUUUCAACUGCAGGCUGCGCGUGAUCCUGAUAUAGGUAUCAAUUCGAUCCGACUGUAUAAAAUAAGUCAAAACGAACAUUUUGAAUUACAAGUCAGAGAAAGGGGAGAAGAGCAAAUCCCUUACCUCGUUUUACAGAAACAUUUGGACCGAGAGAAAAAGAGGGAGCACAAGAUAAUUCUCACUGCAACUGAUGGUGGGACUCCACCAAAGUCGGGGACUCUCAAUGUUACCAUAAUAGUUCUUGACUCAAAUGAUAACCCCCCAGUUUUUAGUCAAGAUGUUUAUUCGGUAACACUGCCAGAAAACACGGAACCUGGCGUCCUUAUACUGAAAGUGUCUUCAACGGAUUUAGAUGAAGGUCCUAAUGGCGAUAUAGCUUAUUCGUUUGGCAGUGAAGUAAACGCGAGAAUUCGCGAUAUAUUUAGUCUGGAAAAUAAAACGGGGGAAAUUCGAGUAAAAGGCUUUCUUGACUUCGAGGACACCGAUGUUUAUAAACUGGAUGUACAAGCAACCGAUAAAGGCCAGCCACCUUUAACUGGUGAAAGUGGGAUCAUCAUAAAAAUAUCGGAUGUUAACGAUAAUACACCUGAAAUAGAGAUAACGUCGCUCUCUAACGAGAUUUCCGAAGAUUCACAAACGGGGACUGUGAUUUCGUUGAUUAGUGUCACAGAUAAAGAUUCUGGUGGGAAUGGCAAAGUAAUCUGCCGCCUUAGUGACGACAUACCGUUUGAGUUAAAACCAUCUUUGCAGGACAACAUGUUUUCUUUAGUCACUAAAGGCCACUUAGAUAGAGAGCUUGUUUCUCAAUAUGACAUUAUCAUUACAGCAUCUGAUCUAGGCCAGCCUUCUUUGUCCUCUUUCAAAACUUUGAAAGUACAGGUGUCAGAUGUAAAUGACAAUAGACCACAGUUUUCAGUCAACUCCUUUGAUUUAUACCUUUUUGAAAAUAACGCCCCUGGAACAUCCAUAUUUUCUGUCCACGCAUUUGACCAAGAUAUAAAUGAAAAUGCUGCGAUCUCGUACCACAUUCUCAGAGGGGAUGGGACACAGAAUGACAUGACGUCAUUUCUAAACAUUAAUUCUGAAACAGGUGCUAUUCAUGCGCUCAGAAGUUUUGACUUUGAAUCACUGAAAACGUUCCAGUUCCACGUGCUCGCUACUGAUUCUGGAACUCCGUCUCUGAGCAGCAACGUCACAGUGAACGUGUUCAUUCUGGAUCAGAACGACAACGUUCCAGUGAUCUUAUAUCCAGUCAGCUCUAACGGAUCUGCUGAAGGUGUGGAGGAGAUUCCGCGCAAUGUGAACGCAGGACAUUUGGUGACUAAAGUGAGAGCCUAUGACGCAGAUAUAGGAUACAACGGCUGGUUGUUAUUUUCACUGCAGGAAGUGAGUGACCACAGUCUGUUUGGUUUGGACCGCUAUACAGGACAGAUAAGGACCCUUCGCUCAUUCACAGAAACAGACGAGACUCAGCAUAAACUGGUCAUACUGGUCAAAGACAAUGGCAACGUUUCACUUUCAGCAACAGCGACUGUGAUUAUCAAAGUUGUGGAGCCCAAAGAGGCUUUUGCAGCUUCUGAUGUUAAAAACACAUUAAAAGACGAAGAGGACAGUGACGUCACAUUUUAUCUGAUCACCACUCUGGGCUCAGUUUCAGUACUUUUUGUGAUCAGUAUCAUUGUGCUGAUUGUAAUGCAGUGCUCCAAAUCUACAGACUAUUCCUCCAAGUACUUACAAGAUACAAAUUAUGACGGGACACUGUGUCACAGCAUCCAGUACAGAUCAGGAGAUAAACGGUACAUGUUAGUUGGACCCAGAAUGAGUAUCGGUUCUACUAUUGUCCCGGGCAGUAAUGGGAAUACUCUAGUGGUACCAGAUCGCAGGAGGAGAACUUCUGGAGAGGUAGGAGUGGUUUUAAACUGUUUUUUUUUUUAUUUCAUUACAAAACACUCUUCCAAAAGGCUCAAGCGGGUUGACUUCGAGGUUGCGGAUAGUUCUCGCUGGGUUCAAUGCUGUCCAAGGUGCUGA